Lachancea fermentati is the source of this 1947-nucleotide messenger RNA. Lineage: Eukaryota; Fungi; Ascomycota; Saccharomycetes; Saccharomycetales; Saccharomycetaceae. The record is from the annotation of a GenBank genome assembly.
AUGCUUGUACUUCAACGUGCUGUGAAUUCGUUAAGGAAGUACACGAGCAACAUGCAAAUCCGUAAUCUGCACAGUUUACUCCCUCCAGUAUUGGAAAAACGCCGUCCAAAAGAAAGCCCUGAUGUUGACUUCUCAACGUUGUCCAAUUACAGAUCCUUCAAAGUGGGCAAAUCAUUACUUGAUGCAACGAUUUCAUUUACUGAAAAGACUAUUAGUGGUCAUGUAGUGUACGAAAUGAGUAGCAUACUAAAAGAACAAGAGGUUUGGCUUGACACGUCACACUUGGAAGUUUCCAAGGUGGAGCUGGACGGACAACCAGUAAAGUUUCAUGUGGAACCCCGCAAGGAGCCCCUAGGUUCACGACUGGUCGUAGCUGCAGACAGGGAUCUUCCUGCUACAUUUGAGUUGAAAUGCUCCUUUUCAACCACCAAAAACUGCACAGCACUCCAAUGGCUAGACGAGCACCAGACUUCGGGUAAGCCUUACGUGUUUUCCCAACUGGAGGCAAUCCAUGCCAGGUCAUUGUUCCCUUGCUUUGACACACCAUCAGUAAAGUCUACGUUUGUUGCGAACCUUACAUCGCCACUCCCUGUUGUGUUUUCAGGUAUCGCCACCGGGCGCACCAAGGACACCUAUCAUUUCACGCAGAAGGUGCCAAUUCCAGCGUACUUGAUUGGUAUUGCGUCCGGAGACUUGAAAAGUGCCGAUAUCGGUCCACGGUCGAAAGUGUACACUGAACCCUUUAGACUAAAGGAUGCUCAGUGGGAAUUUGAUGGCGAUGUUGAAAAGUUCAUUCAAGCUGCAGAAGACAUUAUCUUUAAAUAUGAGUGGGGUACUUACGACAUCCUAAUUAAUCCUAACUCAUAUCCCUAUGGUGGAAUGGAAUCUCCAAAUAUGACAUUUGCAACUCCAACUCUGAUUGCUCACGACAAGAGCAACAUUGACGUGAUCGCACACGAGUUGGCUCAUUCUUGGUCCGGGAACCUGGUUACUAACUGUUCGUGGGACCAUUUCUGGCUAAACGAGGGUUGGACGGUUUAUUUGGAAAGGAGGAUUACAGGUGCAGUCCAUGGGGAAGCUACCAGACAUUUCAGCGCUCUCAUAGGUUGGAAUGAUCUUGAAAAUUCGAUCGAUGCAAUGAGAAACUCUGAAAGGUUUUCGACUCUAGUUCAAAACUUGAAGGAUGGCACUGAUCCCGAUGAAGCCUUUUCCACUGUUCCUUACGAGAAAGGGUUCAACUUGCUAUUCUACUUGGAGAAUCUGGUUGGAGGAAAGGAAGAGUUCGACCCCUUUAUUAAGCACUACUUUGCCAAAUUUUCCCGUCAAUCUAUAGAUACUUGGCAGUUUCUUGACACUCUGUUCGAUUUCUACCCUCAAAAGAGACAGCUUUUGGACUCAGUGGACUGGGAAACGUGGUUAUUCAAGCCAGGCAUGCCCCCCAAACCCAAGCUCAUUACCACUCUUGCAGAUGACGUCUACAGAUUGGCAGACCAGUGGAUUGCAAAGGCCCAAGUUUGCCACGACCAAGCAGCUUUCUUUAAGCACUUUUCUGCGGAGGACUUGACCAAGUUCAACUCAAACCAGAUUGUGCUAUUCUUGGACACUUUGGUGCAAGGUGGUUCUUCAGAAGAUUCGGAGAUAGACUGGGCGCAGAACAAGCCUGCAGUUCAUGCUUUCUUGUCGAUAUACAGUGAUAAGAUAGGGAAUUCACAGAACGCUGAAGUCAUUUUCCGCUUGUUCCGUUUCCAGAUUCAGGCGAAGAUAAAGGAAUGCUACCCACGCUUGGCAGAAUGGCUUGGCACUGUAGGAAGAAUGAAGUUCGUGCGUCCCGGUUACAGACUGUUGAACAGUGUUGACAGGCCUUUGGCCCUAGCUACAUUUGACAGGCUCAAGGACACUUAUCAUCCGAUCUGUAAAGCUCUCGUGAAGCAAGAUUUGAAUAUUUAG